AUGGCAGAAGCUCUUCUAUCAACUCAGGAUUCUUUCAGCUGUCCGAUCUGUCUGGAUCUACUGAAAGAUCCAGUGGCUAUUCCCUGUGGACACAGUUUCUGUCUGGGUUGUAUUAAUGACUCCUGGGAUCAGAGCGGGAUCUACAGCUGCCCUCAGUGCAGACACACCUUCACUCCAAGGCCUGUUCUCAACAAGAACACCAUGCUGGCUGAACUAGCUGAGGGUCUGAGGAAGACGAGGCUCCAAUCUGCUCCUCCUGCUGCUGAUUCUCCUACUGGAUCUGGAGGUGUGGAGUGUGACGUCUGCACUGGAACAAAACACACAGCUGUUAAGUCCUGUCUGGCGUGUCUGGCCUCCUUUUGUGAAGCUCAUAUUCAGCCUCAUUAUGAAUCUCCUGCCUUUAAGAAGCACAAGCUGGUUGAAGCCUCCAUGAACCUGCAGGAGAAGAUCUGCUCUCUUCAUGAUAAACUACUGGAGGUUUUCUGUCGCACUGAUCAGCAGGUCAUCUGUUAUCUGUGUGUGAUGGAUAAACACAGUGGUCAUAAGACAGUCUCAGCUGCAGCAGAAAGAGCUGAGAAACAGGAUCAGUUGGGCCAAAACCGAGAAACCUGCAAAAAGACAAUUGAGCAGAAAGAGAAGGAUGUGCAGGAGCUGAACAAGGUCAUGGAGAAAGUCAGGCACUCUGCACAGGCAACAGUGGAGGACAGUGAGAAGAUCUUUACUGAACUGAUUCAGUCCAUGGAGAGAAGAUGCUCUGAGGUGAAAGAGCUGAUCAGAGCUCAGGAGAAGACUGAACUGAGUCUGGCUGAAGAUCUCCUGAAGAAACUGGAGCAGGAGAUUGCUGAUCUGAGGAGGAGAGAUGCUGAUCUGAAGCAGCUUUCUUACAUAGAGGAUCCCAUCCAGUUCCUCCAGGAUUUCCAGUCACUUCCUGUCCUUCCCCAAUCUACUAACCUAUCCAGCAUCAAUAUGAACCCCCAGUUCUCUAUAGAGUUUUUGAAGAAUAGGGUCUCAGAAAUGAAGCAAUUGAAUGGAUACAGCAAGCUUGAUCUUGUCCAAGUAUCUGAAGUUUACACCGUCCAGCCUGCUGAACCAAAGAACAGAGAGGAAUUAUUGAAAUAUUCCUGUCAGCUCACACUAAAUCCAUGUAUGGUACACGAAUGUCUGCAGCUGUCUGAGGGAAACAAGAAAGUGAAUCUGAUUCAGCAGUGGGGUAGAGGUUAUUAUGGAGAACAAACAUUAAGUUAUCCACAGAACUGGUGUCAGGUACUUUGUUCUGAGUGUCUAUCUGGAUGCUGCUACUGGGAAGCUGAGGUAAAUGGAAACUUUUCAAUAGCUGUGUCAUAUCAGGACAUUAGUUUGGGUGGAAACAUAAUUCAAAGUGAGUUUGGAUCCAACAAUCAGUCUUGGAGUCUGGCACAUUUUAACUCUGAGUUGUAUUUCAGAGAAAAUCAAAGACGUACUAAUCUCAGUGUACACUCAUUCCCCUCCAGAAUAGGAGUGUAUGUGGAUCACAGUGCAGGAAUUCUGUCCUUCUACAGCAUCACCGAUGCAAUGACCCUCCUCCACAGAGUCCAAACCACCUUCACUCAGCCCCUCUAUGCCGGAUUUGGGAUGACGUCUCAAGAAAGCUCUGUUAAAAUAUGUGAUCUGUGAUUAGCUUUUUCUGGCCAACCACAGAGCAGCUGUGCACUGCACUGCAGUGACACUGACAUGGUGGUUUAAUAGUGUGUUGCACUGGUUUGAGUGGAUAAGAUAUGACAGUGCUGUCGGCAUAAAGCAUCGGUCAGGUUUAAUCUGAACAAAAGCUUAAAAAAUGUAUACUGUGUUAGUAUGAAUAUUUACUACAAUCCAACAAGGGAAGUGUAACAUAUACACUGUGUACAGACAGAAGAUGCUCUGGAACAAUGCAGUUUUAGCUGUACAGCAUAGUUGAUCUGUCCAUGCACUGCCCACAUCUCAGUUUUUUAUAUUUUCACCAGGAGCUUGAUGCUAAAUAAUCUCAAUGAAAUGUAGAUACAGUCUUGCAAAUAGAGACCCUAAUAUUUGAAGUCUUUGCAGAUUAAUAUCUAAGUCUUAAGGUGAGAGAGCCGUCAGACUUUCAGGGUAUAUACAGUGUCUUCUAGUGGGUGGUCACUACAAGAAACCUCAGAGUGGGAACAAUAAAACAAUAAUGAACAUUUAGCAUUAGCCUACUGUUUCUAUAUUUAAUUUAAAAUUAUGUAUGGACCAAGCUCCCAGCGUUGUAUGUUGACUGUACAUUAUGGGUGUUUAAAGCUAUUUCCAUAUUACAAACAUAUUUUAAAUCCUUUAAUUUCCCAGUGUGUCUUAUAAUCUUAUAAACUCUAUUAACAUCAUGGAAAUUUACAGCAAAAGUUGCGGUUAAGUCACAGUGGGGUGGGGUUGUAUAUAAUGAUCUUGUAUGCAUGUAUGCAUGAUUAGAUUGCUAAGUGGUCACGGGGAUGCUUGUUCAUCCUUGUGUGGUCAGGUGACAAUCUCCAAAAAACUUUGUUCAAUAAACUGACUAAAAAGAAUUUUAGGUGUCCGACUGAUUUCCUCCGCUGAUUCAAAAGAACAUGCGAGAUUUGGUAGGUAGACCAAUCCCAUAAUUGUCACUCAACUGAAGUUUCAGUUAAGUUUCUCUAGACUGGAGCGGUAUUAGCCGCUAAUGGCAGCGCAGGCUCUUUUGCCGUUCAGAAGUGAGUAUAUGGGACGGUAGCCUGUGUAAAAAGUAUAAAAAGAUUCCGAAAAUAUAUUUUUUAUUAUUUUAUUUAAUUUCAUAUGAAUAUGCCUCAUGAUAGUUUGUAAUUCAUAAAAGUUAAAAAUAACAAACUGGAAAAACAAGACAUUAAAAGUACUAGGACAAUAAAACUGCCUCUUUAAUAGAGAGGGAGAGGGGGGCACCUAUAGAGUAUAAGUUAUAUAGAGUAUACUAUAGAGUAUAAGAGUAUAAGUAUAAGUUGAUUGGAUCAGUCUUGUAGUCUUUUUGAGCUCUAAGUCUUCUACAUGUUUAAACAUCACUGCCAGUAUUCACUCUUGUUAUAUUCCUUCUUUAGUGAAGUACGGGCUGAAGCCCUGCUGACAAGAGCUGCCAGUGCUUUUACUCAGCAUGUUUCCUUAAUAUCCGAUGAUACAUCCUGAUCAUUUUAUCAUUUACUACUGAAAAUAAGUUACACAUUGGUCCUUUGAAAAGCUCCCAUUAGCGAGGUGUGCUUAAUAUUCCUGUGCAAAGUACGUAACUAGCUCACUAGUGUGUGUGUAUAUAUGCUAUAUAUUUUUUCUCUUUUGAAUUUGCAACAAACAAUUUUUCCUUUUGAUUGUGGAUUUUAUUUUUUUGUGUAAAACUUUUGGAACAAAAUUCACUCCAUAUGAACUAUUGUUCUCUUUUGCAACUCAGGUAUGUUAUAUUAUGUAUAUUAUAAGUUUUGGACAGUAGGGGGUACUGUUUCCCCUAAAAUGUCACCUCUUUGUGUAGUAAAUGUUAUAUAAAAUGGCUGAAGCUCUAACUGCAUGGUCGGUUGCAUUAAAUAUGGUACACUGUGAGCUAUUAAGUACUUAUGGUUGUGAUAUAGCUACUAGGGAAUUUGUUUUAUCUGCAUUUUAAGAAAAAAGUUUUUUUUUUUAUAAAUGUAUUUGUGCCUAUUAAUGUGUAUUAAAUC
Messenger RNA from Astyanax mexicanus (Mexican tetra), 3656 nucleotides. Its product is annotated as tripartite motif-containing protein 16-like. Bases 1 to 1653 code for a protein of 550 amino acids. The transcript has 6 exons. The record is from RefSeq and is a predicted model, not a curated record. Gene Ontology annotation, molecular function: zinc ion binding; protein binding. Lineage: Eukaryota; Metazoa; Chordata; Actinopteri; Characiformes; Acestrorhamphidae.